AAAAGUACAUUAUCUCUGUACUGGCCUGGUGGCCCAAGAACAACUUUUCUAACAUGGAUUCCAUGAGGAGUAUGACUUUGUAACAGAGCGGUACACGGGGCAGUUACAAAACGGCAGAAUUUGUUAGCUAAGUAGCUCACGACAUGACUGGCUAGCUAGAUGUUAGAAGAAAGCAUUCUGCUUUAAGCUAGCUAAACGGUUACAAAAAUGCCAUCCGGGUUUGUUAAAGAUACUGUUUAACGUUGGCUAGCACUGUUACCUAGCGAACGUUACGUUUACUAACCAGCUAAUUAGAUAAGAUUUCUUUAGUUUUAUUCUCGGCAGUUUGUCAUAAGCGAAAGGUAUCUAGCUACGGAAAUGUCCUGGUAUUGACAAUGAGUUUUUAUGAGUAGUCGUUAGUACUGGCCAUUUGGGGUUUUUUUUAUCGAAACGAUAAAUGUAUGUACAAAGAUCUUAUACUGCCAUGUGUAAUCGCGUGGAGCUACUUCUGUUAGAUGAGGUGGGUUGCUAGUUACCUACCCACAAUUUAGUUAUUUUGGUCUCGGUGUUUAACGUAUUUAUUUCUUAAUUACUAGCUUGAAAUUCAGUAAUUAGUCUUUAACUAAUGUUAGUUGACUGUCGUGGGCUUUACUCUGUCUGAUUAAGUAUUAUCGGUACGGUUACUCUUGCAUUGCAUGCAGAUAUUUGCGAACGUUAGGCAACUAGCUAAACUUUCCUCGAUGACAGCUGAGUAGCUAAGACUAACGUUACAUACUUUUAUAGGUGCUUCCAAUUCUAUUGGCUAGUUAAGAAUACCCAGACGUCUUUAAGACUGCGUUUGUGGUCUGAACACCUGGGGAUCAUGAGGGAAAUUCUAAUGAGAUUCAAUCAGGAGCCAAAAAACGAAAGAUACCGUAAAACACACCCCUGGUAAAGUUGACAUCAGAGCGAAAAAACGCGGUAGAUAACUCCCUAGCUAAGCUUUGUCCAGAUAGGUAGUUAGCUUGCAAGAGAGCGUGUCGCUGUAAAAGUGCAUCUUAUUUUUAGAUUUUAAAAUGCUGCUGUCCCUGGUCGUACACACAUACUCGUUGCGGUACUGGCUUCCAGCCGCUGUAAUGUUGGGCACAGCACCGGCAUACGUGCUGUCUUGGAGUGCUUGGAGACUGCUGUCUACGAUACUACCGCGCAGGCCGUUCCACGUAAUGGAUGACCUUUUCUAUGCGAUUUAUCAGAGCAUGGUCCUCUUCUUCUUUGAGAAUUACACAGGCGUUGAGGUCCUCAUUUAUGGAGAUAUACCAAAGAAUAAAGAGAAUGUGGUUUACCUUUCCAACCACCAAUGCACAGUGGACUGGAUCAUUGCUGACAUGUUAGCCAUCAGGCAGAAUGCAAUUGGUCAUGUACGAUACGUCUUAAAAGAUGGAUUGAAGUGGCUCCCUCUGUACGGAUGGUACUUUUCUCAGCAUGGAGGUGUCUAUGUCAAGCGCAGUGCCAACUUUGAGGAAAAAGCCAUGAAAUGCAAACUGCUCUCUCAGACAAAAUGUGGAGCACCGAUGUAUCUAGUCAUUUUCCCUGAAGGAACUCGAUACAAUCCAGAUCUUCCCAAAGUGAUUCGUGACAGCCAAGCUUUUGCCAAGAAAGAAGGACUUGCAGUUUUGAAACACAAUCUCACUCCAAGAAUGAAAGCUUCUCAUAUAGCCAUCAGUACAAUGAAGGACCACCUGGAUUCUGUUUAUGACAUCACUGUGGCGUAUGAGGGUACUCUGAAUACUAAAGGGGAACGACGUUCUGCUCCCUCAAUGCCAGAAUUCCUGUGUAAGGAAUGUCCAAGGGUCCACAUCCACUUUGAGCGUGUGGAUCUGAAGGAGAUCCCCAAAGAAGCUGUGUUCUUCCGCAGAUGGCUGCAUGAAAGAUUUGAAAUCAAGGACAAGUUGCUGACCAGUUUUUAUGAGUCAGAAGUGCCUGAACAGAGAUGCAAAUUCCCUGGAGAAGGUCAAAGGUCACCACUGAGCCUCAAGAAGACAUUACCAUCACUGUUGUUUUUGGGUGGCCUCACUUUACCGAUGCUGUUCACAGAUACUGGCAGGAAACUCUACCUAAAAACUUGGAUUUAUGGGACCUUGGUGGGGUGGUUGUGGGUGAAUAUUAGUCCCUAAGGAACAGGUACACUCCUGUUAUGCCAUUAUGCGUAUCAGUCUUUUCCUCUUCAUCUUAGCUGAACAAUUUUUUUUUUUAAUGAAGCCUUCAGUUCAAUUCUGAAAAUUUGGGUCUCUGAAUACGAUUUUCCUGAACAGUCUGUCAUUAUAAGAAGCUUUUAACUCAUGAUCGGUUUCAAUCCAAUCUGUCUUUUUCAUUAAUCUGCCAUUUUCAGCGUCCACAUUACAAUAACCAUGAUGUACUGGCAAACUGGUAAUGUGUCAAAAAGAACCAUAAAACCAGCUGUCUUUCAACAGGGUUCUGGGUUAUGACUGGGGUUUAUAUACUGUGUUUACCUAAAUCUGAAGUAUUAUCUUCAUUGCAUUUAUUUGGUGUGCCUCCAUUUGUAUUUGCGCUUCAGAGGUUUGUAUGCUUGCAAAAUAUGCCCAUGAUUUUUUUGCUAGACACAAUGGCAAAACCGAGAAGGUUAAAUAAAAUUUACACCACUGUACCUACUUUUUUUUUUUUUUAGAAGCAUUCCUUCCUUUCUCUGCAAAUAGUGUUUUGUACAUGAAUACCAACUUGAGAAAAUGUGAACUGAUCAAAUAGAUUAGUCCUCUGUUUGGGGGAAAAUACCUUUAUUUGCAUCAGUGAUUUUGGUCAAAGAAUCAAGUACACAGAAAGUAUAUGUACCAGCUUUUGCAAAUAACAGUACACCGCUUGUGGGAAAUGGCUAUGUACAGACAAUGCCAAUAUAAGUAUAUUUUACUUAAGUUUUACUUGGAGUAAUAUGCAUCAGUAUACCAUUUGUAUUAUUAUUUUGUACAACUACCUACUUUUAUGAUUUCAGAACAAAAUGUUACUAUAUAUAGUCAAACCUUUAAAUGAUUUUAAUUCAGUUCAGCUCAAUUCGAGUUAUUCCUCUUUUCCUUCCAUAUCUUAUUUUUACAGAACAUAAAAGAUACAUAAAGUAAAUUUGUUCAAUUUGAAUUCAGCACCAAGUUGUUUGUGAUUGCCUGAUUGGUCAAAAAAAGUAGUUGAACUAUCAUCAGUGAUAGACAAUUUCAAGUACUGUUUACUCCUUGAAGUAUGUGCCUUCUACUGUACCUUCUAGGGUUUGGUGUUUAUACCACUGAGUACUGUCACAGUUUAAGCCAUGUUGUUUGUAAUGUAUGCUGAGAUUAUCACAAGUGGACGGCAGGUGAAUUAUUCAUCAGUUGAGGUAAACCAAGUCUAGAUUAUCAUUUUAUUAAUUCAUUAACAUAAUUAUGUUAAGUUCCAAAACCGAUCAGAAAUCGAUGGCUUAGUAUUUAUGUAAACUGUUGCAGGUUAGAUAUUGAAUGGAUUUUAAAUACUUUCCCCAUUGUCUAGUUUAUGUGCUAGAUGAGGUAAUGAUUAAGAAAAUGUAUAAUUUCACUUAAGAAUAUUGACAAAUCGUUAGACUCAUGUUUCCACUGUUAGUAUUUGCUCAGCCAUGCCAGGUUUGUGUAGCUUUGUCUUGAGGUCGCAACCACCUGUUCCAUUAAAUGUUAUUUUUACAGAUUCAUAAAACUUGCACUGAUCUGAAAAAUAUGUUAAUUAUGCUCAGUAUUUUGAAAUAACACCAAAUAACACAAAGUUCAGUUGAACCUAGGGUGUAAUUUAAAGGUUCUCUCCAACUGCAGCAUCAUGUGAAUAUAUUUUAUUUGUUACUGGGUCAUUGAUCAAUAUUUCUGAAUUAUUAGAGUGAUUGGUCCUGGAAAAUGAGUCUUCAGUCUACCAGCAAACAAUGUGUUAACUCCAAGUGUGUAUCUAAUAAAGUGAGUAAUACAACAGAAUUAGGAAAUUUAAAUGUUUUAUUGUUUCUAUUCUAUUCUACCAAAAUAUAUAUUUGUUCUUUUGCCUUGGUUUAUGCAUAUGAAUGAUUAUGUUACAGCAGCUUUGUGCAGGAUAUGUAGAAAUAUUACUGGGCAUGAUUUUGCUUUUCAAUAAUUCCUUUUGUGACAUGACUUUUUGAUACCAAAAUGUUGAAUGUUACCGAAACAUCCAUCCUGGUUUCGUUUGAAUGAUUUAGUUAUUCUGUUAAAAACCUUGACUUCUCAUUUAAGUUGAAUGCAUUUUUUAGAAGUGAUAAUUAGGCCAGUUUGCAUGCAUUUUCCUUCUAUAAUGUAACCAUACUGUUUGCAAAUACCAGAAUUCUACCUCUGCACACAUUUUGGUUCAAGAUUUUGUUCCAAAAUGUCUACAGAUAACUGAAUGAAUAUUGAAAUGGUUUCUUGUGCUUCAUAAUAUGUUUCUGUUUUUACCACAGCAUGUUAAAUAAAAAUAUAUUUUAUAAAUGUG
Molecule: messenger RNA, 4434 nt
Organism: Anguilla anguilla (European eel)
Lineage: Eukaryota; Metazoa; Chordata; Actinopteri; Anguilliformes; Anguillidae
Gene: agpat5
Product: 1-acylglycerol-3-phosphate O-acyltransferase 5 (lysophosphatidic acid acyltransferase, epsilon)
Exons: 8
Coding region: 1035-2132 (365 amino acids)
Cellular component (GO): mitochondrion; endomembrane system
Molecular function (GO): acyltransferase activity
Source: RefSeq, a predicted model, not a curated record